AUGUCUGCGGACAACGAAAUUCUCCUAGAAGGAGAGGAAUCGAUGGACUAUGACUCUGUCAAUGCGGAUCCUGUCGAGGAUCCCGAGGAGGAUGUUGGCGAGGAAGAGGAUGUUGAAAUGGAGGAGAGUGGACCUUCCACUUCGGAAAAAAAGAAGCCGUCGUCGAAGAAGAAAGGACGUGGCGGCAAGAAGGCGAACAAGAAGAAGGCGGACAUUCCGGACCCCUACAACUCGACCAGCGCGGAGAUCUCCAAUGCAAUCGGCCUGGUCGACGUUCAAAUCGACUACGACCGAGAAGAAUUCCAAACUGUGACAAAUUUGAAGGUAUGCGUCUUAUCCAACUGUGUGUGUAUUUCAGUAUUUUUCAGAUCUUCUCAAGUCUCAUCAAGCCGGUCAUCUUGCAGUCCAAUCCCGGAACUAUCAUCGCCAAGAUGUACCCGCUUUUCCAAGUUAAGUACAAGGAGUUCCAAGACCAUAUGGCUGCUAAUGGGAAGCCCAUCCAAAAGCAGCCUAAGGUCCGGCAGGCACCGAUGAUUCCGAUUUACGAAAAGCUUCCUCCGAAAACUCGAUCUUCGACUCGCAGGAAGCGUCGCGACGACUCGGAUGGAGAGGGUCAGGACAGCGACCAGGAAUUUGAGGCGCUCAUGAAACAACACGAGCAGCAACAGGAUGAUAUUGACCGUGAGAAGGAUGAGCAACGAGCCAAUCGAGCUGCCGCCAAAGCUGACAAGCGUAAGAACGCUCUGGAAACGGCUCGUGCUUCGAAGAGAGCGCGGAAGGAAAAGGGAGAGGAAGAAGAACAUCAGGAACAUUGCGAUGUUUGCAAGCAAGGUGGGGAGCUGGUACUGUGUGAUACGUGCGUCAGGGCGUACCAUACCGUCUGCAUUGACGAGACUAUGGAGCAAGCACCGGAAGGAGAGUGGAGUUGCCCUCAUUGUGAGGAAUUCGGUCCUGAAGCUGUGAAAGAGGAACCGGAGAAGAAGAACAUGGAGUACUGUCGGACCUGCAAGGAGACCGAGAAUCUUCUUCUGUGCGACACUUGCACAAGCUCGUUCCAUGCUUACUGCUUGGUCCCACCGCUGACUGAAAUUCCCGAGGACGACUGGUCGUGUCCUCGCUGUAAUCUUCCGGAGCCGCCUCAAAGAGUCGAGAAGAUUUUGAGCUGGAAAUGGAAAGAGAUUCCGUAUCCGGAACCGUACAAACCGAAGGAGGGAGAGGAGCCGUCCAAGGACAUUGCUUUCUUGAGACCCCCGCGGAAGAUGGAGACGAGACGCGAGCGCGAAUUCUUUGUCAAAUGGAGAUACAUGUCUUAUUGGCAAUGUCAGUGGCUUUCUGACACCAUGAUGGAUGUCUACUUUUCAGCGGUGAGUGAUAACAAUCCAGUUAUUCGCAUGUUUAUCUUUUUUUUUAGCUCCUUCGCAUGUACUGGCGCAAAGUUGAUUCCGAAACACCACCAAUCUUCGAGGAAUGCACUCUCUCACGCCACCACGCAGAUCAUGAUCCGUAUGAUUUACGAGAGCGCUUCUACCAGUACGGGGUUAAGCCGGAAUGGAUGCAAAUCCAACGCGUCAUCAACCAUUUGUCGUACGCCAAGUCGCAGCAGGACUACCUCAUCAAGUGGAAAGAGCUCUCUUAUGAGCAGGCAACAUGGGAGAGAGACGACACGGACAUUGCCAACUACGAGGAGGCUGUCAUCAAGUAUUGGCUGCAUAGAGAGCGCAUGCUCAAUGAUGAGGUGCCACGCAAUGUGCAAAAGUUGAUUGCCAAAAAUCGGGAAGCCAAGGGUCUGCCGCCAAAGGAGGAGGAUCUCUCGUCCAGAAAGAAGAAGCGGGAAAAGGUCGAUGUGAGUGAUAGCUUCUUGGAAAAACGAUUGAUUUAUGUUUCAUUUUCAGAUCCGCAAGAAAUAUGAGGAGCAACCUGACUACAUCACCGAAACCGGAGGAAAUCUUCAUCCGUAUCAACUGGAGGGAAUCAACUGGCUCCGUCAUUGCUGGUCGAAUGGGACUGACGCUAUCUUGGCCGACGAGAUGGGUCUCGGAAAGACCGUGCAGUCGCUCACUUUCCUGUACACUCUCAUGAAGGAAAAUCACAGCAAGGGACCGUUCCUCAUUGCCGCUCCACUCUCGACCAUCAUCAACUGGGAGCGUGAGGCGGAGAUGUGGUGCCCGGACUUUUACGUAGUCACCUAUGUUGGAGACCGUGAUUCUCGUAUGGUUAUCCGUGAGCAUGAAUUUUCGUUUGUGGAUGGAGCUGUUCGCGGAGGUCCGAAGGCGUCGAAGAUCAAGAGCCAAGACAACAUGAAGUUCCACGUACUGCUCACGUCUUAUGAGUGCAUCAACAUGGACAAAGCUAUCCUGUCUUCCAUUGAUUGGGCAGCUCUGGUUGUCGACGAGGCUCAUCGUCUGAAGAACAAUCAAUCGACGUUCUUCAAGAACCUUCGGGACUACAACAUCCAGUACCGCGUGCUCCUCACUGGAACUCCUCUCCAAAACAAUCUGGAAGAGUUGUUCCACCUUCUCAACUUCUUGGCGCCGGAUCGAUUCAACCAGCUUGAAGCGUUCACUUCCGAGUUCUCCGAGAUUUCCAAAGAGGAUCAGAUUCAAAAGCUGCAUUCGUUGCUCGGUCCUCACAUGCUCCGUCGUCUCAAGGCUGAUGUGCUCACUGGAAUGCCUUCCAAAUCGGAACUGAUUGUUCGUGUCGAAUUGAGCCCGAUGCAGAAGAAGUACUAUAAGAACAUUCUUACGCGAAACUUUGACGCGCUGAAUGUGAAGAAUGGCGGAACUCAGAUGUCACUCAUCAACAUCAUCAUGGAAUUGAAGAAGUGCAGCAACCAUCCGUAUCUUUUCAUGAAAGCUUGUCUGGAAGCGCCGAAGCGAGAGAACGGGCUAUACGAGGGAACCGCUCUCAUCAAGAACUCUGGAAAGUUUGUUCUUCUGCACAAGAUGUUGAGAAAGCUGAAAGAUGGAGGACAUCGUGUUCUCAUUUUCUCCCAAAUGACAAUGAUGUUGGACAUUCUUGAGGAUUUCUGUGAUUAUGAACAGUACAAGUACGAACGCAUUGAUGGAAGCAUUACUGGCCAGAUGAGACAAAAUGCGAUUGAUAGAUUCAAUGCUCCGGGAGCUCAACAGUUCAUCUUCCUCUUGUCCACUCGCGCCGGAGGACUUGGUAUCAAUUUGGCCACUGCUGACACUGUGAUCAUCUAUGAUUCGGACUGGAAUCCUCACAACGACAUCCAGGCGUUCUCUCGUGCUCAUCGUCUUGGCCAAAAGCACAAGGUUAUGAUCUAUCGUUUUGUCACGAAAGGAUCUGUUGAGGAGAGAAUCACUUCAGUUGCCAAGAAGAAGAUGUUGCUGACCCACUUGGUUGUUCGUGCUGGGCUCGGAGGAAAAGAAGGAAAGAGCAUGAGCAAGAGUGAAUUGGACGACGUUCUCCGCUGGGGAACCGAGGAACUGUUCAAGGAGGAUGAGCCGAGUACUUCCGAUGCUGCCGAUGGAGAGGGCGGAAAGAAGGCAAAUGAGGAGAUUGUGUGGGAUGACGCGGCGGUUGACUUCCUUCUCGAUCGCAAUAAGGACGAAGAAGGAGCUCCGGAAGGAGACAAGAAGGAACAUUGGACCAAUGAGUACCUCAGCUCAUUCAAAGUUGCCACCUACACAACGAAGGAGGCUGAUGAGCAAGAGGAAGAUGAAGGCGACGUUGAAGUUCUGAAAGAAGGAGAGAAGGAACCGGAUCCGGACUAUUGGGAGAAACUUCUCAAGCAUCAUUACGAGCAGGAUCAGGAAGUUGAGGCUCAAAAGCUUGGAAAGGGAAAACGUGUUCGCAAACAAGUCAACUAUGCCAGUGAGAACAUGGGACAAGACUGGAACAACCAGAAUGUGAGUUUGUCCAGUCAUUAAAAGAGCAAUUUCAUCAUCAUUUUUAGAAUCAAAACCAGGAAGAUGACGACGAAGAAUACAAAUCGGAUUCCGGAGAGCCACUUCAUUCUGAUGAUGACUACGACGAGAAAAGGAAACGUCGUCGUGAGGAAAACUCCGAAAGACUGCCGCCUCUUCUUGCUAAGGUCAACGGUCAGGUCGAGGUCCUCGGCUUCACCCUUCGUCAGAGAAGAUCUUUCUACAAUGCCAUCAUGCGCUGGGGAAUCCCACCGCAGGACGCCUAUCAAUCACAAUGGCUGAUCCGUGAUCUCAGAGGAAAAUCUGAAAGAGCUUUCCGCGCCUACGCUUCCUUGUUCAUGCGUCAUUUGUGUGAGCCAGGAGCCGACAACAGCGAAACGUUCAAUGACGGUUGUCCACGUGAAGGUAUGAACCGAGUGCAAGUGCUCGCUCGCAUCGGAAUGCUGAGUCUGGUACGCAGAAAGGUCCAAGAGUUUGAAGAGAUAAAUGGAGAGUGGUCAAUGCCGGAAAUGCAGGACGUGGUGUUAGCGGCUGCAGCAAAAAUGCGGGCGACCGAGAGAGCGUUAGCAGGAGUGCCGCAAGGAACGCUCAUCAAGCAGGAAUCAGUGGAUGCGAGUCCGAGCGAGCUUCAUCAACCACAAAUCAGACAGGAGACUCCAGAAGAAGAGAAAACUGUACAACCAGCCAAGCCAAAAGCCGCUCGUCCGCCGUUCAAGUUCAACAUUUGUGACGGAGGAUUCACUGAACUCCACACUCUUUGGGAUAACGAAGAGAGAGUUGCCAGGAGAGGAAAGGAAUACGAAAUAUGGCAUCGUCGACACGAUUACUGGCUGUUGGCGGCAAUUUGUGUUCAUGGAUAUGGUCGCUACCAAAUUAACUUUAACGAAAUCGCGAAUGAUAUGAGAUUUGCCAUCCUCUGUGAGCCAUUCAAACAGGAUGGCGGAACAAACUUCUCCGAGGCCAAGAAUCGAUUCCUUCAACGUCGUUUCAAACUCCUGGAGCAAUCGUUGGUUGUUGAAGAGCAACUUCGUCGUGCUGCCGGUCUGAAGACUCAAAUGAGUGCUGAUAACGUCGGAGGAUUGGCUCAGCGGUUCAUGGAUAUGGAGAAUACCGCAGAAGCGCACGCCACCAUUGCCCAACAAAGCAGCAGCGGAAAUCGCAACGCUAACACCGUUCUCCACAAGGUCCUGGCUCAACUCGAUGAGUUGCUUAGCGAUAUGAAGUCUGAUGUGUCCAGACUUCCAGCAACUGUGGCCAGUCUGCGUCCAGUCACCGAACGUCUGAAUAUGACAGAAAGACAGUGAGUAGAUAGUCGUUGUUGCUGGUCAAUUCACAUAUCCGUUUUUUUUCAGAAUUCUGUCUCGUCUCACCACCAAAGAUCCGGAUGCCAAAGACAAGAGAAGUCCACUUCCACCACCAGGACCAUUCGUUACUCCGAUGCAAUUCCAACACUUUGACGGAAUUCAGCCAAAGUUCGCCGCGCUGUUCCGUAACACUUUAUUGAUUGAGGACGAUGACACCGCUGAUGACUCGGAUCAACCAUCUACGUCCGAACCAAAACAAGGUAGAAAUUGUGAUCGGUUGACUGAAUCGUAAAUGUACCCUAUUUUCAGAACCGAUGGAUUACGACGAUGGAAAUGGUCCGUCCACAUCCGCCGCGGCAGGCUCAUCGUCUCAACUCGCCGAAGAAUAG
Caenorhabditis sp. 36 PRJEB53466 is the source of this 5583-nucleotide messenger RNA. Lineage: Eukaryota; Metazoa; Nematoda; Chromadorea; Rhabditida; Rhabditidae. The record is from the annotation of a GenBank genome assembly.